Messenger RNA from Rotaria sp. Silwood1, 744 nucleotides. NCBI's taxonomy places the organism in Eukaryota, Metazoa, Rotifera, Eurotatoria, Philodinida, Philodinidae. The record is from the annotation of a GenBank genome assembly.
AUGAAUGAUACCAAGAAUGGACAACUCGUUGCUGGUGGCAAUGACCGAGGAAAUCGAUUGGAUCAAUUCAAUUGGCCAACAAAAGUGUUGAUCGACAAAGAGACGAAGAGUCUCAUAAUAUCUGAUCCAGGGAAUCGGCGAGUUGUACGAUGGUCUCGUUGUAGUGGUACAACUGAAGGUGAAAUACUCAUUGACAACAUUCGUUGUUGGGGAUUGGCCAUGGAUGAUCAGAGAAAUCUCUACAUCUCUGACGACGAAAAACAUGGAGUCAUACGAUAUCAAAUAGAAGAAGACAAAGAAGGAACUCUCGUCGCUGGUGGUAACGGCAGAGGUGCUAAUCUCAAUCAACUGGACUGGCCGACGUUCGUCUUUGUCGAUCAAGAACAGACUGUCUAUGUGUCAGACUGGGCGAACCAUCGUGUAAUGAAAUGGAAUAAAGGUGCAAAAGAAGGUAUUGUCAUCGCUGGAGGUCAAGGCAAUGGGGAGUCUCUGACACAACUACACCAUCCUGAAGGACUAUUCGUCGAUACCUCGGGUACUCUCUACGUGGCUGAUUCGUGGAAUGAUCGAGUGAUGGGCUGGCCUCGAGGUGCGAAACAGGGCACUGUUAUUGUGGGUGGAAAUGGGGAAGGAGAAAGAGCAAAUCAGUUCAACGGCCCUCGAGGUUUGUCCUUCGAUUGUCAUGGUAAUCUAUAUGUCGCCGAUUGGGGAAAUGGUCGUGUUCAACGAUUUUCUUUGAAAUAG